GGGAAAAAAAAUAUCAGACAAACAGCGACACCAAGAAAUUCUGAGGGAAAAAAAAGCUACGAUAGACGAAUUAACCUGUAUAAAAGAAGAUCCCGAACAUAAAGCAAUACAUCGAGAACGAACUAGAUUAAGAAGUACACAUUCCUCGAACUCCAAUGCCUCUGCACAAGUCGGGCCGGGCUCAGCGCCUGGAUCCCACAAUGAUCUCGGCGCCGCUGGGUGACUUCCGUCAUACCAUGCACAUCGGGCGUGGUGGAGAUGCCUUCGGAGACACCUCCUUCUUGUCCAGUCAUGGCCCCUCCAACACAGAGUCUUUUAAGUCAGUCCAAAGCCCAGUGGCAGUCACCAGUGAGCCCACAGAGACAAGGCAGAACUGGGAUGACGACCGCAGGGCUCCUGAUGAGACACUUCCGGAACUUAGGCACUCGGAGUCUGUCUCGUCCUUCGACCUGGACCUAGACUUGGGGCCUUCCAUUAUGGGAGAUGUGCUGGGAGUGAUGGAUGGACUGGGACUGGGCUGUGAGUGGGCAGGGGGUACGGUAGGCGACGAAGAGGUGUUCAGCCCUGCAGACGGAAGGGCGUCGCCAGUGGGCUUUGCAAACGAGACGAGGACGGAGAGUCUAGGCCGAGGGGAGGAGCAUCUAAACGAGGUAAACGGAGUCAGGUCCAAAGGGUUCAGGCCCAAAGUGCGAUUCAGCGAUAAAAAAGAGGAAAUUGUUGGCCGGCAGUACAUAGCUCAUGGGUUAGAGGUGGAGCAUGAGAAGAUUUGCAUGGGUCCAGCGGAAGGCGUGCAUGUGAGCAGUGAGGAAUUUGCAAAGAAGGAGGCAGUGAGACCAGAGUCAGCCAAUCACCAGGCAGGCAACAGUCCGAGCCCUUCCUCUUCAGAGAGCUCCGAAUAUGAAGGUGUCUCCCCACUGGACAGGAGGAGGGAGGAGGACCAUCUGGCAGAAUCUGGUUCCGAGGAAGAGCACGUUGCUGGAGAUCAGGGGUAUACAUUUGAGGACGAAUCUGAUGAAGAGAUUGGCCUUUAGAUGGAUGAUGUUGAGUGUGUGAAGGGCAAGCUGAGAAAAGUAUGUGCACAAUGCUUUUCUAAUCAUCAUUCUAUAAACAUAUAAAGGGGAAACAUAACCAAAGCUAAAAAAUAUAUAUAAUCAAGAGGAAAAACUGGACACUGUAAUUACUAGGUUAAUAAUACAUUAAGACACACAAAGAGCUUCAGAAGUUCGCAGAUAGUUUCAAAGCUGUAAGUUCUAAAGUAAUUAACCAGUGGUGCAAAGUGGUAUAUGAAUGAAAGUUUCUUAUCAAGGCUAAUGUUUCAUCAUCAGAAAGAAUUGUAGUACUUUGUGGAAAUGACAAAACAUUCUUAGUACCUCUUUUAGUGUGACUCAGAAUACAUUUUAUAUUUAAUAUUUUAAAUCCUUGAUAAGCAGCUAUUUCAGGUUCAAUAUCUUAAAACAUUAUUAAACUGGGAAUGUUGAAGUUUCAAAGCUCAUUAUAUGGGAAUUUUGAAGCCUGUGGAAAUGUAGCCAUGGCAUCUGUUGUAGCCUUGUGAGUAAAUUUACUGUAAAUAAAUCAUCUCAUUAAUGUAGUAAAUAGUUGAGACAGGGCAGCAUUGCAUAAAUGCAGUAAAAGGGUUUGGCUCAAAAACAUUAAAUCUGUUCACUGAUUUCUUUUUAAAGAAACACAUUGAUAUAUACAUAUUUUUUUACCUCUGAAUACUAUUUCUAAUGCAUUUGCAAUACAGACAGUAAUAUAAAGAGGCAAGAAAAAAUCCAAAAUGCUCUGUCCUCUUUAAUGUCUCAGCAUGAAGCAAAACAUUAUACUAGCCUCUGGCUGAAUUAUAAGGGACACUUACUUUCAAUCAACUAUAAUUGUAAAAGUAAUUAGUUUUACUUAAAAAAAAAAACAUGAGCAAACUUAAGUUUAUAAAGUAUUAGCAAAUGCUUUGCUUCUAAGUUAAAAACAGAUUUGCUAGUGCUUUGGUUUGCUUAAAAAGUUUUUAAAUCACAUAGAAAAGGUUUAAAUAACAGAAGUUGAGUGUGGGUCUUAACUAGGUAUGCUACAUGAUCUGUGUAGUUUUUACUUGAAUGCUCUGGCUAGGCUAUGGUGGAAGUUUGGGCGUUCCUGUGGGAGUGACAAAACAAUGGGUGGAAAAAACAUUGGGUGAAUGUCUUGCCUAGAUGUUUUUUUUUCUUUUACAUGUCUUCAGUUUACUAUGAUCGACACAGCUUCUUAGAGUGCUUUUUUCCCUAGUGCUUUCAUACACAUUGGUGUAAUCUGAAGCACCAUGGGGUAUCUGCUGUUACUGAAGCUUAAGGUACAAUAAGUGCAAAUAUACAUUAUGAAAUAUUUUUGACUUAACACAGAUAUGGGCUGCCAUUAAUCAAGCAAUUGUACUAAAAAAGUUAGAUGAUCCAUGGCACAUGCUGUAUUGUAUGCAUGGAAAACAUAUGAAAAAUAUCCGUGUGCUGGGAUGUAUUCUGUUAGCUAACCUCCCAGCUACUUUCAAGGAAAUGAGCCAUUAAUGAGGCCUUUCUUGGUAUUAACAGUAAGCCAUUGCCCUUUGUAUGACUCACAGUAACUACUCAUCAAAAUAAGGUGAAAGACUAUAGGCAAAUACAAUAGAUACAAACCUUCCAAUUUCUUUAAACUCUUUGGUAAGUUUAAAAAACAAAGGUAGCAAACUACAUUGCUGGAAUACUUCAACCACAGAAAUUUAGUACAAUGUUAAACUCGUAUCUUAGUUAUUUAGCUCAUUAUUUGGCUACAUGCCACAAGUCCUAAAUGUAAAAGAGGCUUGUAUAUUUGGGUAGCUCUUUCAUGUUAAAAAGGCAUACCAGAGUAAAACCCAUGUAUCUGCCUCAUUAUUGUGGAGUGAGAUUGGAGGAAUUCAGCCAGGAGAAUUUGCCAGGAGCAAAAGGAUGGUAAUUGAUGGAGUUCAGUCAGACUGCAAAGAGCGAAAGAACACUGACAUUACAAUAUGAGAGGACAAAAAAGGGUUAAGUCUUAACAAAAAGAAAUUGCAACAAACUGUUUUCUGAAGCUUCAUUUAACUGUCAUCUUUUUUUCAUAAUGAACUAUUAACCUAUAAGCACCUUAUACUUCUAAAUCAUUCUUUAAAGCCAAACAGAGCCUAUCUGUGAGUUCUAGAUCAUAACUUUGUAUGCUGUUAAUGGCCAAACAAAUUACAUAAUAGACCAAAAUUAACACUGCACUUAUCAGCUUUCAUAUGCAAAAACUAUGACAAACUGCAAAAAUCUGGUAAUUCACAGCCACUGACAAUCAAUCUGUGAAUUAAUUUUAUGUAACAAUUAGUGUAGCCAGAAAUAUAAUAAAGUAACCAAGCUGUGUUGAAGCUGUUCUGCUAUAAUGUAAGCUCUUAACCACACAUCUGCAGUGUGGGAAACCAAUGCUGUUGUUCUUGACAUUAUUUUCUUGGUAUAGACAUCUGCAAGAUAAUAAAUGAUUUCUUUACUUUCUA
Messenger RNA from Electrophorus electricus (electric eel), 3481 nucleotides. It is a transcript of the gene cdc42ep5, whose product is annotated as CDC42 effector protein (Rho GTPase binding) 5. Lineage: Eukaryota; Metazoa; Chordata; Actinopteri; Gymnotiformes; Gymnotidae. Gene Ontology annotation, cellular component: cytoskeleton; cytoplasm; plasma membrane. Gene Ontology annotation, molecular function: small GTPase binding. Gene Ontology annotation, biological process: positive regulation of actin filament polymerization; Rho protein signal transduction; regulation of cell shape. The record is from RefSeq and is a predicted model, not a curated record.